AUGGUCUCCACAAGCACCCUUCGCACCGCCAUUUUGAAGGCGACGGAUGGGAAGUUGCGUGCUGACAACUGGCAGUACAUUCUUGAUGUGUGUGAUCUCGUCAAGGAAGACCCGGAAGACGGUGGACGUGCAGCUGUUGAGAUUGUGCAGGAGCGAUUAAAAGUUACGGACGCUAAUGUUGUUUUGCGUACCUUGUCACUCGUGGUAUCGCUGGCCGAGAACUGCGGCUCGCGGCUACAACAGGCCAUUAGUUCAAAGAGUUUUACCAAGGAGCUUUUCAAUUUGAUAACAAGCAGUAGCGUACACUGGGAAGUGAAGAAAGAAGUGGCGAAAACAAUCGCCCAGCUUAGUGACUCGUUCAAGCACGAUCCGUCCUUGCGAGGAAUGCAGGACCUGCAUUCGAAGGUCAGGUCCCAAACGCCUACCUUGCUACAAGAAAACGGCGUUCCACGCAAAACUGAAAUGGCUGACCACACGAAACGCAACGAGGACAGAGAGCUCGAAGAAGCCCUCAGACUGUCCACAUUGGAGUACGAGCGGGCCUCUAGAAGUCCGAGUGGACCGCAACAAGCUACUGCGGAUCCUCCACGCACUGUGUCCCCAAACGGCGGUCACACAGCUUCUACGACCGGGGUAAGAAAAGUCAGGGCACUGCACAACUUGACUGGUAGAGAUGCCGAAGAGCUUUCAUUCAGAAAAGGUGACACAAUUGCGGUCAUUGAACAAGUUUAUCGCGACUGGUGGAGAGGCUCUUUGCGUGGACGGAUCGGUAUAUUCCCGCUCAAUUAUGUGACGCCCGUGGCUGAAAAGUCUUCUCAGGAAGUGGAACAAGCACGGGCAGAAGAAGCCUAUGUGCUCAAUGGGGUUGCCGGUGUUGAUAGACUCCACCAUUUGCUGAAGAGCUCGGGACAGAACGCUCAGAUCAUGCAAGACCAGCAAGUCACAGAUCUGUACAGCUCAGUUACGCCUCUGCGGCCCCAAGUUACCAAGAUGCUAGGAUCCUACGCCCAGAAAAGGGAAGAAUACUCUUCUUUGCGCAAGGUUUUGGCAGAUGCAGAAUCUUCUUACAAUCAGUUGCUCAACCGGGCUAGCCAAGCCUACACAAACCCGCCUGCACAGACCGUACAGCCGGAGUACUCUCGCGCUCCACAACAAUGGCAAAGACCUACACAGCAGUUCGACACCCGCCUACCGCCGGCAAGUAACGGAUACGUGCAUUCUCAACCCUUUUUGACGGGCGAUGGCCCCGAGCAAUCACGCCAAAACUAUUCGCCUUCUCAGCAGUAUCAGCAGCAGCGGACGGCAUAUCAACCUUCCACGCCCCAUCAUCCCCAGCAACAGCAACAACAACAACAACAACAACAACAACAAAAGAAUAAUUACCAAUACAGUCAUGGGCCACCCACACUGCAAUCUAAUUCUUUUCACACCAAUCAGCAUGCCUUCGGGCAACAAUUAACGGAGCAUAGCAGUGGACCUGUUCGUCCAGCCUACAACCAGCAAGCACCAUAA
Lachancea sp. 'fantastica' is the source of this 1512-nucleotide messenger RNA. Lineage: Eukaryota; Fungi; Ascomycota; Saccharomycetes; Saccharomycetales; Saccharomycetaceae. The record is from the annotation of a GenBank genome assembly.